This is a messenger RNA of Suncus etruscus (white-toothed pygmy shrew), 1056 nucleotides long. Its product is annotated as proline-rich protein 2-like. Bases 1 to 1056 code for a protein of 351 amino acids. The record is from RefSeq and is a predicted model, not a curated record. Lineage: Eukaryota; Metazoa; Chordata; Mammalia; Eulipotyphla; Soricidae. The transcript has a single exon.
AUGAACAACAACGUUCAACGAAGAGCCGAAGGAACGUCACUGAGGGACGCAGCACAUUGUGCAAGAGCCACCGACCGACCGACCGGGUCAUCUCCAUUCCGACUCUCCCCGGGCAAGUCCCAGUCCGCUUCCCCGGGCGCCACGUCCCCAGGCGCGCUCGGCCUCAGGAGGCGCCUCCAUCGGGGCCCCCAAACCCGCGCGCCCCGCUCCAUGCAGGACGCGUGGGUGGCGGUGCGCGCGCUGCGGGGGCUCCUGGCUGGCUCGGGGACCCGGGACCGAAGGACGGACGGACGGACAAACUGGGGCGACGCUCCCCGAGAGGCGCAGAGCCCCGCGCUGCAAUCGGGCGGCCCCGCAAUCAGGCUGCGGGGCUGGGAGAGCCGCGGGUGCCCCCCGCGACAGGUGGGGCGCGAGGCCCGAGGACUCUGCGGAGCGCGCGCAGGCCCAGCGGCCGGCCUGGGGCUCCCCGGGAGGGCGCACCCCGCAGCUCUGCGGUGCCACCGGGGAGACGCCGCACGCUGCCGCCCCGCAGCCAGCUCCAGCGCGCGCCAGAUCCCCGCAGCUCUGCCGCGCGCCGCGCCCGCCCGAGGGGAGGGAGGGAGGGUGCCUGGGCCACAGGGCCCCCCGCCACCGCUGCGCCCUUACUCCCGGCGUCUGGGGCGCCCUCCCCGCACCCAGCCAAGGCCCCACCCUGGCUCCAGCCCCGGCUGCGGCGGCGCCCGGCCUGCGCCCACCCGAGGCCCGCCUCUGGCGCCCCGGCACGCGGAGAGGCCCGACACGCGGCGGAGGGGAAGGAGAGGCUGGCACCGGGCUCCCCGGCCCCGCCGCCCGCCGCCCCGCCGCCUUUUCUGCCGCACAAAAGGUUGCAGACGGAGCCCGGCCGCCCCCGCAACCUACCCGAGGAAGGAAGGGGGGAGGCCCGCCGCGCCGCCGCCGCCUCGCCGCGCACCCGCGGCCCGAGGACGAGGGCUGCGGCGCCGAGAUGCGGGCACAGGCCGCCAGCCCAGCCCAGCCCAGCUCAGCCCAGCCCAGCCCUGCCCAGCCGCCGGGCACUAG